AUGGUCGACAACACCACAUCAAUAGCGGCCCUCCGAGGGCGCUGUCCUCCUCCCUUCUUCGAUGCGGCGCAGUUUGGAUAUGGCGGUUGUUUCAACACAGCGUAUCGCACCGCCGAAGUCCUCAACGUUGUCGGUCUUAUAUUAUUGGUCUUCAUGUUGGUCACAUAUGCGGUCUUACCGGCAGAGAAGACUCGCCGACACUAUCUCAGCUACUGUCUGAUUAUUGCCGCAAUCUUCAUGGCUCUUGGCUUUGUGAUACCCUUUGGCGCCCAACCGGAGCAGUGCUAUGACAAGAUUACCCCCAACGACAUGUAUUCGAGUUUGACAUGCGCCUUCUCAGGCGCUUUCAUUCUCUCUGGCGGUAUGUCAAUAGCUGUUUGGAUCUUUAUCCGCGCCCUCUCUAUGCAUCUUCAAAUUUGCUGGGACGUCACGCCAGGAAAGAAGUUCUUUUACUGGGCGCAAGGCCUGGGUUGGUCGACCGCAGCCACCUUCUUCACUCUCACCAUCACCAUCACUGGAGUCUCUUUCAGGUUUGGCGACGUCUGCCAUGUGAACGCUGAGCACUCGAUGAAAGACUUUUGGGGACCACUACUGGCUAUAGCUGGCGGUGCUACGGUCAUCCAGAUAGCAACCUUCGUUUAUUGUAUCAAGGUCUAUCUUCAGAACAUGUUCAGUGACGACGUAACCGAAACCCAGAGCAGCGCCGGUCUUCCAUCCUACACGACGAGCUUGCGCAAGCGUUCCGCACGAGUCGUCUACCGACGUGUCCGCAAAGUCCUCUAUCUCCAAUGGCGCGGUAUCAUGAUUGUGGUCUUCAUUCUAGUGGAUGUCAUCUUCUUCUCCGUGGUUUUCGUCUGGCUCAACAACGUCACUACACAUGCCACCUCCAAUGUCCAGGAACUCUACCCGUUUAUUUUGUGCUUGAUGCAAAAUUCCGAGGACCCGUCCCCAUGUUUUGAGGUCGGCCAGGCCUUCACUGUCAACCAAUCCACAGUCACUGCAGUCCUGAUAAUGCUUUCCUUUGCUGGAAUCCAGGUGUUCUUCUUACUCGGCCGGUGGAGCAUGAUUUCAGGAUGGCGGGACCUCAUCAGAAGCAAGUUCAGCAAAAAUCGCGAGUUUGUAUCCUUGGACGCCAAGAAGCCCACCGACGACGUGCUACGCCAAUUCGAACUCAAGAACUUUGACCAAAAAUCACCCCCGGCCGCAUACUUCACUCCUGGAUUGGCGAGUUACGCUAUCGAGAACCCCCGAUCAGAUACUCCUGACCAUUUCAACAAAGAGAUACAGCGCGAAUACAGGAGUCCCGCUCAAAGCUUCUCGACUCCACGGCCACAAUCCCGGGCACAACACAUAGAAUGGGAUCCCAGAAGUUCAAUGGCUAGGGGCGGUUUGGGAUUACACCCUCCCUCAGAUCUCGACAAUAAGAUCAGAGAAUGA
Pyrenophora tritici-repentis Pt-1C-BFP is the source of this 1437-nucleotide messenger RNA. Lineage: Eukaryota; Fungi; Ascomycota; Dothideomycetes; Pleosporales; Pleosporaceae. The record is from RefSeq and is a predicted model, not a curated record.